GGCGUGGUUUGUAAACAGAAAGUCGAAAAACAAUCAACAAACAUUACACAUUUAUCUCAUUUCGUUUGAAAUUAUAAAGAAAGCGUUGGGAAAUUAUAAUUAAUGUAGAUUUAUCUCAAUGAAGAUCACAUCUGUUGACGUUCCAAGCUACCUUUUUCGUUUUGCUCUUUUUGCAUUCGUCGUCGUUGUUUGGGCAUUUGUCAUAACUGCAACUUGUGAUUCGGCAAGAAAAACGUUUGCAGUUCCCUCUUAAAAUGACUCUAUCGGCGGAAAUGGCUGCGGCCCAAAUACAAGAAAGACUCAAGUCUGUCUACCAUCUCGUCAAAGACAUUCAGGGCAGCAGAGAAAAGAGUGAACACAAUUUGACAAGCAUUACAAAGGCUCAAGAGAAAAUGGCAAAUGACACCAAAGUUUCCAGCAGCCACCAGCAAAAGCUAAGAGGGCUUUAUGUUGCUGCUGCCGCUGAUGCUGAACAGGAGGAAAGCUUACUGAGAGAGGCGCUCUCUAAAAUUUAUGAAAUUCGGUCGAUUAGAAAUGAAAGGAGAAUUCAAGCCAGAAAUGCUGGUAACAAGGAAACCAUUCGACGAGGGGCACUGAUGAAAAUGCUACAAAUUUCUGCCCAAACUUUGCCUUUGUGGGUUGGAAUGCCAGGCGAAAAGCCCCCACCCUUGUGUGGCUGCACACCAGCAGAAGCAAAUCAUGUAGCUAAGGCAGGAGACAUGGUGGCUGCUUUGGUGAAAGGGCCCGAGGGUGAUGAAAAUUGGAUUUUGGCUGAGGUUGUCAGCUACAACAUGUCUGGAAAGUACGAAGUCGAUGACAUUGACGAAGAGCAGAAGGACAGGCAUGUUCUCAGCAAAAGACGAGUCAUGCCACUGCCUCUGAUGAGGGCCAACCCCGACACAGACCCCAACUGCCUCUUUCCAAAGUCAUCGAUUGUCAUGGCUCUGUAUCCUCAAACAACCUGCUUCUACAAAGCCAUCAUCAACCGACUUCCUGUGUCUUCGAUGGAUGAAUACGAGGUGCUUUUUGAGGAUGCCUCAUAUCCUGAUGGUUACUCGCCUCCCCUUCGAGUUGCCCAGAGAUAUGUUAUUGCGGCAAAGGAGAAGAAAGGAAAAUGAGGAUUAUGAAAAAUUAUAUGUGCUUCUAAAAUAUUUCGGAAGUAUCUCAUAUUGAUGGCUGAAGCACAAAUACGUGUGCUUUAUCGUUUGUCAGCACUUUUCCCAUUAAAUAUCUUUUCCGAA
Molecule: messenger RNA, 1241 nt
Organism: Neocloeon triangulifer
Lineage: Eukaryota; Metazoa; Arthropoda; Insecta; Ephemeroptera; Baetidae
Gene: Sgf29
Product: SAGA-associated factor 29
Exons: 6
Coding region: 255-1118 (287 amino acids)
Cellular component (GO): SAGA complex
Source: RefSeq, a predicted model, not a curated record